AUGACCCAUCUCACAACCACCACCGCCCCGUCCAGCCGGUCAUUUUCCCCGCCGGCAACGAAUCCGUCCGAAACUGCGAAGCUCUGGAAGCUCGUGCACAAAUCGAACAUGUCGCAACUCCCAGGACGCAGUGAAGGAUCCGCAACGCCGCCGUCGCCUCCAACGAGCUCAAUUCCCCGCGCCACUUCUGUCGGCAGCUCUGCCACAAACCGUAGCACGCGUAUCAACCCCCAAAACCCUCGCUUUAUUGAACGCAUCCUCCAACCACGCCGCAUAGACAUCGACAAGACGAAACGGACGACCCCGAGCGCAUUCUCGCAUUUUGGCACGUCCAGCACGACGGCAGACUCCCGCCAGCUCCCGGGCCUGGAGCAAGCCAGUGUUUUGGUGAGAGAUGACGAGCACGAAUUCGAAAAAAUCAGGGACGAAUACCGAGAAAUGAGGCUGGAAUGCCUUUGCGAGGCCGAGUUCGCCGCCUUUGGCACCGAGUGCUUCUUCCGCGGUCAACGACGGGCGGCGCACGCGACCGAAGACUCGCUGCUGCGCGUUGUACGCAUGAUCCAGCCCGUUUCCGUACCCGACAGCGACACGUUGCAAGUCCCGCCGGUAUUGCUAGAGAUGGACGGCACAGAGUUGGAAAAUUCCGCUGCCGAAUGGGCGGGCGACCUCCGGCCAGAUUGCAGCUACUGGCUUUCCAUACGUGGCUUCAACCGCGACUACUCGCAUCAAGUGCAGACCGUCACGUACGUCAAACACAAGGCCAUUUGCCCGUACCUCACCGUGGAGUUCAAGCGCGACAACGAGUCCGAAGAUGUCGCCAUCGCCCAAGUCGCCGCCGCCGGCGCCAUCGCCCUCUUCAAUCGAUUCCGCCUCUACCGCUCCGCAGUGGCUUCCAAAAACGACCAGUGGGUACUGGUGCCUGUUCACGACUUGCGCCACUACGCCAUAACUUUUGUAGGUAGUCGGUACGUUGUCUGGGUUUUACGCGUGCGCGUCGAUUCCUCUGCCGAGUGGGACGGUUGCACCAUGGAGAGGCUCGUAACGGCAGACUGCUCUGAGAACUCUGUCUCUGUACGUGAGCUUGCACACUGGAUCAAUGAGAUCCACAGAUGGGCCUUGACGGCACAUGGUCCCGAGUGCAAGAAUGAGAUCAAGGCCGUGCUGAGGGGAGCGGGAGUGCGGACGUCAGAUAUAUAUUCUUUGGCUUAA
Molecule: messenger RNA, 1209 nt
Organism: Lasiodiplodia theobromae
Lineage: Eukaryota; Fungi; Ascomycota; Dothideomycetes; Botryosphaeriales; Botryosphaeriaceae
Exons: 1
Coding region: 1-1209 (402 amino acids)
Source: RefSeq, a predicted model, not a curated record